AAAAUGGCUCGUACUAAGCAAACUGCUCGUAAGUCCACUGGUGGUAAGGCCCCCCGUAAGCAACUCGCUACUAAGGCUGCCCGUAAGUCUGCUCCCUCAACUGGUGGUGUCAAGAAGCCUCACCGUUACAGACCCGGUACUGUCGCUCUUCGUGAAAUCCGUCGUUACCAAAAGUCUACUGAACUCUUGAUCCGUAAGCUCCCUUUCCAACGUCUUGUUCGUGAAAUCGCUCAAGACUUCAAGACUGACUUGCGUUUCCAAUCUUCUGCUAUUGGUGCUCUUCAAGAAGCCUCUGAAGCUUACUUGGUCUCUCUCUUUGAAGAUACCAACUUGGCUGCUAUCCACGCCAAGCGUGUUACUAUCCAACCCAAGGAUAUCCAAUUGGCUCGUCGUCUCCGUGGCGAACGUUCUUAAGCCACUUCAUACAACAUUCAAUUAUAAUAUGCAUUUCUUUAUUUAAUAUAUACUUUUUUUUCUGUAUUUAAGUGAUUUCCCCUUUUUCUACCCUCUCAAUUUUUUUAUACACAUUUCAUUAUUGUACAGUUUUAUAAAAUGAAUAAAAGAAUUGAACCGUAAA
Messenger RNA from Gilbertella persicaria, 577 nucleotides. RefSeq names its product histone H3. Gene Ontology annotation, cellular component: nucleosome. Gene Ontology annotation, molecular function: DNA binding; protein heterodimerization activity; structural constituent of chromatin. The record is from RefSeq and is a predicted model, not a curated record. Lineage: Eukaryota; Fungi; Mucoromycota; Mucoromycetes; Mucorales; Choanephoraceae. Bases 4 to 414 code for a protein of 136 amino acids. The transcript has a single exon.